AUGGACAAAUACCGGUCUGUGUUCAGGGGAAAGAGACCGAGAGAAAAGAUGGGUGGUGGGAAGACGGUGCUGUGCGUGAAGCAGGUGAAGCAGGAGCUGCCUGAGGAAUGGGAUGACACCAUGCCCCUGCCUGGUGACAUCAUAGAGGGCCUCGCCUGCGAGGAUGAUGAUGAUUUGGCAGGAGAGUCUUUCAUUCCCGCGCAGGGCCGCUCUGAGUUCACUGCUCAGCUCGGGAAGAUUGCCAGUCAGCGGAAAUCGGAGGUGAUUUGGGUCAAGGUGAGGAGAGGGGAGAACGUGGUGAAGAUCAAAGCAAGGGUUGUGCCCGAGAAGGGAGGGAUGCUUCAUCGGAAGUUCACGAUUCAGGCAGCAACUGAUGAUAGGCAUGUUGCUGUCUUGAGAGAAUUGAACUUGGAUGAAUGCACUGAGCUGCAAGAAAUGAGCAGGAAAGUGGUGAAUGUGAAUGGAGAGGAAUUCCACAGGAGAGGCAUGAAGUACAACUGGAAAAGGAAGUUGGGUACCUACUUGCCCGACCCACGAUCUCCGAUCAUCAGCUCAAUCCUAUUCACGCCUUUUGUAGAAGAAAGCACAAUCGAGGCCACUACAGCCCGGUCCAUGGCUUGGUUCUCUGCGGCAGUCUCCUCGGGAGCCCCACUCGUCUUUGUCAACAUCCAGACGGAGCAGCUAUGGACUCCAGAUAAAAAUAAUCCAAUAGCAAGGGAAAUAAGUUGGGGUAGGCAACAAACCCUCCCAACGAACUUCCACAUAGUGCAAGGAAUAAGGCUAUGGUUCUUGCCAGGGAUUGCAGAAGUCUCAAUAGGCAUCAUGCCCAGGCCAGAAGAGACUCGUUUUGGUAUGGACAUCAAACGAACCGAAGAGGGAUUCAUAUGUAUCUACUCGGUGGCAUUGGGGUCUGCAGCAGAGCGUGCUGGGUUAGGGCAUCUGCACGAAGAAGCGAAUGCCAAGGGGCACCUGCUGGUGAUCUCGAGGCUCGAGGGCAAAAGCGUGAUGCCUUCAAGCGUGUGCUCCUCUGGGCUCAUUAACUGUUGCAAUCACAAUGACAUAAGAGAUGUCUUGACCCAGGCAAUCGAGAGAACAGAAGGGAUCCGAAUCUACAUCAUGGCUUGGCCGAAUCAGGCCCGCUUGGCUAGUCCUCGAGGGAUGGUUUCCACACUUCAGCCACCCAGUGGCUUUGCUCCUCCUCCUUCAUUGUGA
This is a messenger RNA of Punica granatum (pomegranate), 1212 nucleotides long. Lineage: Eukaryota; Viridiplantae; Streptophyta; Magnoliopsida; Myrtales; Lythraceae. The record is from RefSeq and is a predicted model, not a curated record.